Oppiella nova is the source of this 306-nucleotide messenger RNA. NCBI's taxonomy places the organism in Eukaryota, Metazoa, Arthropoda, Arachnida, Sarcoptiformes, Oppiidae. The record is from the annotation of a GenBank genome assembly.
CUGCCGUCCUCUUCGACGCAGGCAGUGGUCGGACGGAAGCGGUUUGAGGUGAAGAAGUGGUCGGCGGUGGCGCUGUGGGCCUGGGAUAUAGUUGUGGACAACUGUGCCAUUUGUCGCAACCAUAUCAUGGAUCUGUGCAUUGAAUGUCAGGCCAAUCAGGCGUCGGCCACGAGCGAGGAGUGCACAGUGGCCUGGGGGGUCUGCAACCACGCCUUCCACUUCCACUGCAUCUCCCGGUGGCUCAAGACUAGACAGGUCUGUCCCCUCGACAACAGGGAGUGGGAGUUCCAGAAGUACGGACAUUAA